Haliotis rubra (blacklip abalone) is the source of this 3422-nucleotide messenger RNA. Its product is annotated as trace amine-associated receptor 4-like. The transcript is spliced from 2 exons. The record is from RefSeq and is a predicted model, not a curated record. Gene Ontology annotation, cellular component: plasma membrane. Bases 801 to 1865 code for a protein of 354 amino acids. Gene Ontology annotation, biological process: G protein-coupled receptor signaling pathway. Gene Ontology annotation, molecular function: G protein-coupled receptor activity. NCBI's taxonomy places the organism in Eukaryota, Metazoa, Mollusca, Gastropoda, Lepetellida, Haliotidae.
UUACUAUCCCAGGCGGUUUAGCCGAACAUGUUCCGCCGACUCCUUGACCUUGUCUCCAUCAGGUGAACGUAUGAACAAUACAGUCAACAAUCAAAUGCUUUUUUUGUGACGUGUCUGGUAAUAUAUACUCCUGAGGUCAUAACUUUAGCAAGAGUGAAAUCGCAAGGAGGUAUCCUGCAGAGGACAUUAGGUUAAUCUGGAUCCGAACACUGCACUUGCUCGGACGUGUUUGGUUCUGCAUUGUCGUCCUCGCCUUGAGGAGGCACGGCAUGUUAAAUGUGAGCUAAAUAAGCUCCGGUAUCCUCCUAAACGACACUGGAAGGGCCUCUGGUGACGAGAAAACACUCAAAGGGAGACAACUCAACCCGUACUCUAGGCCGCCUUCAUAUUAACAGUGAUUCAUGGGCCAUUUUACGAAAGGUCAUGCCACUGCAAACGUUGUGCCACUUCGUCGGACAUAAUUAUAAUGCCAUGAAUUAGGCCAUAAUGUCAACUGGUUAAGGAAUUUUCAAAAUGGUUAAUUAAACCUCUUGUAUUCAAAUUCCAAAACACGACGACAUUCCCUGCAAUCACACACCAGUAACAGUGUGCACUUCAAAGAGACUGGACUGAUAUUUAGUACAAGAAAAAGAUAUUUUAUUAAAACAUAUAUAUCUAAAUAACAGUCCAAAUGGAGCCCAGGACAAUCCUUUAUUUCUAGAGCUGAGAAUAUCUCGACUUGCAAAAUCAUUCUAGGCAUCAGUAGCACACCUGUUUUAUCUAUUCUCUUGGAUCUGGAAGACAGACUAGAAGGAGACAAAAUGGCGAACAUGUCGCAUAGCAACGUGACGUUACAGGAACUUAACGACGCCAUGGCAAUGCUGCUCAUACCCGCUAUGGUGUAUGUGGGUGUCAUGAUGAUAGUGGGCUUCGUUGGCAACGUUCUCGUAGUGUACGUCUUCCCAACGAAACUGACCACCAGUACCCAGAGUGUCCUGAUAACCUGCCUGGCAGUGUUUGAUCUUCUGAGCUGCAUAAUCGCCAUGCCUACAGAGAUAGCGGACAUAAGGUUCUUCUUCAUGUUCGAGUCCGUGUUCGCCUGCAAAAUGUUUAGAUGUGUCAACACCUUCUGCGCAAUGUGUUCCAUACUCACUCUCCUUGGUAUAGCAGUUGAUCGCUACCGGAAGGUGUGUUGUCCUCACAAGAAACAACUUGGCAUUAACCAGAUGAAGAUUGUCAUAGGUGUUUCAAUUCUCUUAUCCGCUUUGUUUUCAUGGCCAGCUAUUAUGAUAUAUGGUAUCCGAUCAGCGGACACUGGUGUUGAGCACUUGAUUGGUAAAGACUGUUCCACAAGCGAUGCUCUCAAACAUACUCUGUAUCCUCUGAUCUACAAUGGCGUCCUGGCUUUGUUAUUCAUUAUUACUGCUGUUGUGUUGUGUGUCUUGUAUUUCUUAGUGUGGCGGACUGCUAAGAAACAUACCAAAACCUCAAGACAGGUUGGUCAAAACACACCGUCAACUGGUACCACUAUGGAGUUGUCGUCUGCGGAUAGCGACGGAAGUGUACCCAACAAAACAGGGCAUAGUCCGCGUCGAGGUAUGACGUCACAGAGACGGACCAACAAGACUACCACGAUAGCAUUCAUGGUAACGAUCGUAUUUAUACUCAGUUUUGUGCCUCACCUAUCUUUAGUUAUUGCGAGGUCUACCGUUAAAGACUUUGACUACAAACUGGAUGAUGUUGGCACUGUAUUCUUUAAUAUAUUCUUACGCUCAUAUUUUGUGAACUCGGCAGCAAAUCCCAUCAUCUACGGUGUCAUGAACGUCAGAUUUCGCCGUGAGUGUUGCAAAGUGCUGAAAAAUGUGUUUUGUUGCGGACGAUUGUGAUGUACAGAAUAGACAAAAAGGAUUACUUCUUCAACAGUGUCUGUCCCGGAUGAAAGGAUUACAACGGAAAUGACGUAACAUGACAGGUGAUGGAUCAUUAUUAUUAUUGAAAUAUUGUUUCAAGUGGAUCAGCUCAAAGCAACUACUUCGCACCGGCUAUGUGAAAUGAAUUCAUUAUAUCAUCAAGACAGUAGUCAUGUUUUCAUCAGUUUAAGCUGAACAUGUUUAGAAGAACCGCGAAACUCCAUAUGUUAUGAACGUCCAUAAACCUUUAAAGGGAGACAACCCGUUUCCGUGGAUUACGAUCCGGAAUGUGUUAUCCGGGCUGUACUCCUGGUUACUUCACAGCCCGGAUUUUAGACUCUCUCACUGCAUCUAUAUAUUAUUAGAGUUAUAUUGAUAUCGAAAGGGGAAAUAAGUUUACUGGGAGCUACAUGCACCUAUAUAAGAACAAAAUGUUUUUAUCAGUAUCAAAAUUUGAUAUACAGUUGCUUAUGUAGGAGUUACAUGAAGAGUGAAUGAGUUUGGUUUUAAGCUGUGUUUACCAAUAUUUCAGCGUUAUCACGACGGGGGACACCAGGAUCGGGCUUCACACAAUGUACCCAUGUAGGAAUCGAACCCGAGUCUUCGGCGUGACGGGCCGACGCUUUAACCACUAGGCUACCCCACCGCCUAGUUACAUGAAGAGGGUACAGUGAAAUUAGUGAAACAAUGAAAUUUCGUUUGAGCGGAUUGUUACAUAUGUAUUUAUACACAUGGAUAAUAUAUACACAGGAAGUUGGCAAAUGCGGAAAGGAAAAUGUAUAAGGGACAUGCUUGUUUACAGGCUGUACACAAUUUUAACAAAUCACAAAAUGCUUAUUUCGUUUUCAUGUUAACAAUGAGAACUAACUACGGUUAAUAUCAGCACACAAGUCAUGCUUGUCUUAUACUUCCUGGAAUGUGUGUCCCAUGCCCUGUCUCACUCGUUGCUGUACAUAUAAGCACCUAUUUGAAAUAUUGUAAAUAUACACUGAAGUCCUCUAAUUUUGAGAAUAUUUCGUAACUGAUACUUCUAUUGCUAAUUAAUGUUGGACGUCGUUGUGUUAUUUUCGUAUUUAAACAUUUGAAUGAAGAAAGCCACUUUUCAAUUUUGUAAAUGUAUAAUGUAUACAACAGCUAAUUCGGCAUGUACCUCAUCAAAAUAUUUAACUUAAUAUACUACAACAUAAAACGACUAUUUACGUGUAUUUCCGAGCUUGACAUUUUACAUUGAUACAUAGUGUGCAGCAUAUAUGUGUGUCCACAGAGACACCCGUUCUUCCGGAAACACCGCCUUGUGGCUGGUAAUGGUCACACCCAUAAUCAAGGCCUGGAAGGUCAAUAGUAUUCUGCAAUCAUAAAGUCUUCCACAGCAGAAUGCAUACUCUACACAUGUGCCAUACAUUGGAUUUAAUUGUCACUAGAACUGAUGACGUUGACAUCCAGUGUAUCGCCUGGAUGCGCCAUGAGCAUGCAUGAGUGGGUGGACAUUGGCGCUUUACAAAUAUCCACUAUUAUUAAAAUGUCAAGACUGAU